Messenger RNA from Vigna umbellata (rice bean), 1485 nucleotides. Its product is annotated as F-box protein At4g09920-like. Lineage: Eukaryota; Viridiplantae; Streptophyta; Magnoliopsida; Fabales; Fabaceae. The record is from RefSeq and is a predicted model, not a curated record. Gene Ontology annotation, molecular function: protein binding.
UAAAAAAUAUCAAUGCAGUCCUUAACUGCAUCCCGUUUUGGAAUUAUAAUUAAACAGAAAAAAUGUUGGAAAAAGAAAAGUUGAAAAUCUUGCUUCAACGUGAAAGUGCUUAUAUAAAGGAGGAACAGAAGAAGAAUGGGUUUAUGAGGUUAAAGGGUUUUGUGGUUGUUGCACUCAAACAUAUUCAUCAAACCAAACAUGGCCGAUAGGAUAUGCGAUUUACCUGACGAAGUUCUAUGUCACGUUCUCUCUUUCCUCCCAACCGCCGCCGCCAUCGCCACCACCGUCCUCUCCAAGCGCUGGAACGCUCUCUGGCGCACGUGUCCCUCUCUCACCGUCGACGACUCCGACUACAUCUCCAACCCAACCAGACAAUCCUACUCCCGCUUCGUCCAGUGCGCACACGUGGCAAUCCUCUUGCGCGAUUGGCAUCAGACGGUGCGUUCGUUCCGCCUCAGUUGUCGUUCUUCUCUCUGCAACUACACCAACGUGACCGUGUGGAUAAACACGGUGGUGCAAGUAGGGGUUCAGCACCUUGACCUCUGCGUCGGAAACUUGUUCAACUUGCCCAGCGCCGUUCCCACAUGCAAAACGCUCGUCGUUCUCAAGCUGGAAAAGUUCUACAUUAAGAAUAUCUCCACCUUUGAUUUUCCUCUGCUCAAAAUCAUGCAUCUGAGAAACCUAUAUUUCUCAGAACACCGAGAUUUCGCGCAGCUUGUACGUGCGAGUCCGAAUCUCGAGGAAUUGGAAGCCGUCGAUUUGGUUAUUCAUUGCCGCAAGGUGAAAGGGAGUUUUGAGUAUUUGCCCAAGUUAGUUAGGGCAACUGUUCCGAAAGUCGAUGUUCCGUUGGGAGUUGUCAGUAAUGUUCAGUUUCUGCGCCUGGAUUGGAUGGACGAUAAAUACAAACACAUGGAUCCAAACCGCGGGGUUACUGUGUUCCGAAAUUUGAUUCAGCUUGAAUUUGGCUAUAUGAAUUCUAUUCAAGACUGGGUCGAGGUUUUCCAAAUACUCAAGUGUUGCCCCAGCCUUCAAAUUUUUGUCAUUGACAAGAUGUAUCUUGAUCCCUUGCCUCAAGCUAAUAGUGAAGGAGCAGAUUGGAUAUAUCCAGGAUUUGUUCCUGUGGGCAUUUCGCUAAACCUUAGAAGAUGUUGUUUUAAGAAUUACAAAGGUUGGAGAGAUCUGAAGAAAGUGGGUUCUUCUGGUGGCUGUCCCUUAGCGAUGGCCAAAACGUUGAUAUUCGUCUACAUAGUUGUCGCGGCAGUGCUGCUCUUGUUCCUCUCUCAUUCACCGAAGAAGUUCUCCGGCCACCGCCGCCGCCGCCUAAAGCUCUGCUCCAACUUCACCCUAGCACCGUCGCGCCACCACGCUGUGGCCUUCGACCCCUUGGUGGCGGAGCUGGAGCGGCACCGGGAGGACAAGGAGUGGGAGAAGGGAAAAGCAGAAUUGCAUUUAGCGUCUAAUGAUAGAUCCAGAUUCAACAACUAA